This is a messenger RNA of Engraulis encrasicolus (European anchovy), 1506 nucleotides long. RefSeq lists its product as uncharacterized. Lineage: Eukaryota; Metazoa; Chordata; Actinopteri; Clupeiformes; Engraulidae. The record is from RefSeq and is a predicted model, not a curated record. Bases 103 to 1506 code for a protein of 467 amino acids. The transcript has 5 exons.
AAUCUUGGUGCUCACUCUCUUGCAGGAUUCCAGGAGAGCUUCAUCGUCGACCGGUUUUGUCGUUUCUGUCUGGCAAGUAAGAGUCAAUUGAGCAAGAUUGAGAUGGCUGCACAACCAUUGAUGCUACGGAUUUUCGUUGACGAGAACGAUGUCAGGAGGGUCACCACUACAAGGCCAGACACGGUCGAAGAGUUGGUGGUGUGGAUAAAAAAUUUCAUACAAGCAAAUUACAGCUUCGUUCUUCAAUAUGAAGAUCCAGAGUUCAAUUAUGCCCUGUGCAAUUUGACAAAUCUUGCUGACUUGCCUGACAAGGCAACGGUCAAAAUAAUUCCAGUUGUUGAACUCCAACCAGUUGAACUCCAACCAGUGACACCAGAGACUGAACACAGUGAUGCACUCAGUGAAGCUGACACUGAAAUCCUAUCAUCUCCUGGGUCCUCCAUGAGCACCAGAACAUUGCAGUGGCCAGGGGAGUUUGAGAUCCCGAAGUUCUCGGUUGAUGUGGAGUACCGUCUUCGCCAAGGGAACCUGCUGUAUCUCAGGGAUGGAGCUAAUCUGAAGGUGACCAAAGAACUUAAACAUGACAUUCUGCAAAAAUUGGCUGAAACUAUGUACACGUUUCAACCCUAUCCGGACCCCGGAAACUUUGAAGAGGUUGCAAAAGCCUUAGUUCAGACUCAUCCGUGUCUGAAAGAACGAGGUUCGUCUAGUGGCUUCGCUGGAUGGGUCAAUAGCCUGAAGUUCAAAAUGGGCAACUACCGGACCAAACUCAGACAGAUGGGACGACGUGACGUAACCAUUAACAGCAGGAGGCGUGGCGGGAUGUCUCCAGAUGGUGAGCACCCUCGCAAGAACAUCAAGAAAGCAAAGAAGGGGGAACUUAACUUCUUACCAGAUUUCCCAGACGGGAUGGACGAGGACAAGCUGGAGGAGCUCCGUCAGCAUCUCGCACAUGAAAUGAAGAAGGCCCAUCCGAAUACGGCCAUUGUCAACAGGUACAUGGACCUCACCUUUGCCUUGCGCCGGAAGGAAGCAGUCCACGACAAGCCACCAAUUGCUGAAAUAUUGCACAGAUGGCCUGCCCUAUUCACAGAGAGUCAGAUUUGCUACGAGUUCAACAGAAUAGUCGGCAAGAAUCUCAGCAUCAGUUUUUUGCAAGCCCUUGACCAGAUCGCCCCCAACAUGAUUGAGAUCUUCAAAAAGAAAACCGGUACCAUGGGCCAGAAGCUGAAUCAGAUUAUUCUAGAGGCAAAGACAACUACACCAACAGACAUUAGGUGCCUGGUUCUACGUGGACUGCCAGUCAUCUUGGGUGAUGAUCCAGGAGUCUUUUUUAGGACCAGCUCUGAUGCCACUGAUGAAUUAGUUGCUGAAACGGCCGUGGGCCUACUCAUGUCGCCAGCUGACGGUGCUCACCAUCCACCAUCCUGCAGCCACCAGCCACCAGCCACCAUCCUCUGGAGUGGCCAUCAUUCUGGAGGGGAGCAUCCUGAUGGCCGACAUUGA